UGGAAAUUGGAAAUGCUAUUUACUUCUUAAUUCUUGUUCAUUAUUUUGAUCAUUUAAAUAUUAUUUAAAUGCUGUUUUAAUACAAAAACGCUUUAUUAUUGCGUUGUUGAGACUUUAAGAUUAAUAAACACUACUGCUAAUAUGGUUCUAACAAAAGAAUACAGGAUUUGCAUGCCUAUUACUGUGGAAGAGUAUCGAAUAGGACAAUUGUAUAUGAUAGCUCGUCAUAGUUACGAACAAUCUACAACUGGCGAAGGAGUGGAGGUUAUAGCUAAUGAAGAAGUAACCGAUGAAGUAAACGGUGUUGGACAGUUCACUGAGAAACGAAUACAUCUUUCGAGUCACUUACCAUAUUGGAUACAGAAUAUUAUACCCCGAGUAUUUUAUGUUACUGAAAAAGCAUGGAACUAUUACCCAUACACAAUAACAGAGUACACUUGCUCCUUUAUCCCAAAGUUUUCAGUAUCUAUACAAACUAGAUAUGAGGACAAUAAUGGAACAACUGAAAAUUGUUUAUGCCUUUCUGAGGAAGAGAUUGAACAAAGGCAAGUUGAUAGUCUUGAUAUUGCAUAUGAUGAAAUCAAACCACAUCAUUAUAAGGAGACUGAAGAUCCUAAACUUUUUAAGUCCGAAAAAACUGGCCGUGGACCUUUGACCGAGGGCUGGCGUGAUACACAUAAACCCAUCAUGUGUUGCUAUAAGUUGGUAAAUGCAAAGUUUGAAGUAUGGGGACUGCAGACAAAAGUUGAAGAUUAUGUACAAAGUGCAAUCCGUGAAAUUCUUUUACUUGGACAUCGUCAGGCAUUCACAUGGAUGGAUGAAUGGUUCAACAUGACCCUUGAAGAUGUGAGAAAUUAUGAAAAGGACAUGCAGGCAAAAACAAAUAUCAAGGUAAAGACUGCUCUUGAGAAUGCAGAGGGUGAAAGCCAAUCUCCACCUCCUACCCCGAAAUCGCCAAAAUCUCCGAAAACACCGAAAACCCCAUCAACAUCUGGGACACCCACAGAGACAAAGUCUUGGUUUUCGUGGUCCUAAAGUGUGUCCCCAACAUUUAAAAAACAAAACCUACCACUGUCAGAAACAGGGUUAAUAAUUUAAUAAAAUAAUAUAAUUUUUGGUUCUAAGGUCUCUUUAGUGUCACACACUCUGUUGUUAGAAAUAUAUUUAUUAUUGAUUGGUGCACCAGCAUGCAUUCUUAAAAUAAAAUUACUAAAAUAUUAUAAAAAAUAAUAUUAGUGGGCUGACUUAAAACUUAACUAUGUAAGCUAAGAAUAUUCCUGCUAAUUCUGAUUUUGAAAUGAAAUUCAGUUGACUAAAAUUAUCAGGAAUUAAUAUAAAUACACUAUAACCAAAUUUAUCAGAAUUUUGCAAUUAUUUAUUUUAUAAUUAUUUGGUGCUUUGUAAAGCUUGCGACACAUUGAGACUUAAUCGAAAUAUAGCGGCCAAAGUGUAUUUUCUUUUUAAUAUUUUGAACAUAUGAAGCUAAAGUAAAACUUUAAACCUUUUGAUUCAAUCACAUAUUUUAUUAUACAUACAAAUUAGCAUCUGUUUUGAUCAAUUCACUGAUUGAUUCAAAAAGGUCACUUUACAUUAGCUAUGUUAUUCAUGUUUAAGAAAACUAAUGUGUAUUUUUACUGUAUGAAACCAUUUAAAAUAUGGUUAUGUUUUUGUAAAAUGCAAAGUUGCAAAGUUUCUAAUCGCUAUACCCUGUCUUUUGGGAUAUCUGUAGUUCAAGUCUAAACAUAAAUCUAAUAUUCAUUGUGACUUGCAUUUUGGCCUAAUUGUCAUUGACACAUUAAAAUAGAGCAAUAUCACAAAAAUUUUAAUAAUAUUAAUAGUAUAGGAUCAGAGUUUGGGGUCAUAAUAAAUUUUACGAUUUCAAUUAAUUUAUCGCAUCGGUUAACUCACGUGGAGUCCAAGGUCAAAUCUAAUAUUCAUCUAGUUUCUGAUGAAACAAUGUUUUGGGUUGGUAGGCUCGGAAGACUUCAAACAAUAAUUAUGAAGGAUUUUCGCAGUGAUAUGUUUGAUAAGAAAUACUCUAGCUAGAUAAUUAUUAUUGUUGUUGUUUUGUGGCCUAAUAUAAGUAUUAAUUUGUAGAUUUAUAGUAGAUUAUUUAUUCUCGUUUCAUUGAUAUUAACAUUCCAAUAUUACAAGACUCUCGGUUGAAUCAAACUAAAAUCUAAUCAACAUUUUUAAAGUGAUAAAGAUAUACCAUGUAAUAGCUGUUUGAAGUUUUUAGUACGCACGAAUAAAGGUAUUGUAUGAAUAGUUCUAUAGUGGUUUUUAUGUUUUUAAGUAGGUGAUCGAACAAAUGUACAAAUAAUUAUUAUUUAAUGGUGUUACGUGUGCAAUUUAGUUGUCAAUAAGCAAUAAUUAUUAUAUAAUUGUUGCGGCACAAAUAGCUGCCAUGUUUUUACUUUUGAUUAUUUUAGCAUUUAAAAGUUUAUAUUGUGUUUUUUAGUAUGCACGAAUAUUGUUGAUAUACGAGUUAAAAAUAUAAAGAAUUAAGAAUGUAAAGUCAGUGGUAUUUGCUGUUACAAAUGUGUGUUUAAAACGAAAAACGCUAGAAAAAAUUAAAGUUGUCAUGCCUACGUGCUUUCAUAUCAUAUUUUUUAAUUGUAAUAAAUAUAUGAUGUAUA
Pieris napi is the source of this 2639-nucleotide messenger RNA. RefSeq names its product cytoplasmic phosphatidylinositol transfer protein 1 (gene rdgBbeta). Gene Ontology annotation, biological process: phospholipid transport. Gene Ontology annotation, molecular function: phosphatidylinositol binding; phosphatidylinositol transfer activity. Lineage: Eukaryota; Metazoa; Arthropoda; Insecta; Lepidoptera; Pieridae. The record is from RefSeq and is a predicted model, not a curated record. Gene Ontology annotation, cellular component: cytoplasm. The transcript has 8 exons. The coding region runs from base 142 to 1035 and encodes 297 amino acids.